Messenger RNA from Cololabis saira (Pacific saury), 6934 nucleotides. Its product is annotated as titin-like. Lineage: Eukaryota; Metazoa; Chordata; Actinopteri; Beloniformes; Belonidae. Bases 147 to 6575 code for a protein of 2142 amino acids. The record is from RefSeq and is a predicted model, not a curated record. Gene Ontology annotation, molecular function: protein binding. The transcript is spliced from 4 exons.
GUGGGCUGUGAGUGUCUACUUACAAGUUUCGGGGCUCACCCAUGGACUCAUCUCCCUCUGUGCUUCUUGGCAAACUAUAUGAACAAGCUGGAUUUUGAGAGCGCGCUUGACUUUGAUAUAUAUCCCAAAUUCAAGUGAAAAAGAGGAUGGAGACAACCAGAACUGUGGAAGAUGAAGCGGGACCAAACGCUCAAGCUCCAAAUAGAAACACGACACAGGAGUCUGAUGCAGAGCUCACAGCAGCUGCUUCAUCAUCCUCCAGACCUUUUGUCCAAGGUCAGCCUUCUUCUGCAGAAGAUCAAGGAAACCAGCUCCAAGUCCAGACCGCCUCUGCUACAAAAAAAGAAAAUGCUGUCAAGCCUGAACUGCAGAUAACUUUUACCACAUUCACGGUAAAGAAUGGCCAAGAUCUGAAAGUAGAGAUCCCUGUGGCUGGGCACCCAACACCAAAGAUUGAAUGGAGAAGAGAUGGUCAGGCAGUUAAAGAGACAUCAAGACUAGAGAUUUUAACUAAAGCGUCAUUAACUGUCCUUCAUAUCAGACAUGCUGCAAGGGACCACUCUGGUCAGUACUCUGUCACAGCAAGUAACGAUGCUGGAAAAUUCACUGGAGAAGUCACCGUGGUUGUUCUUGAAAAGCCAGAUCCACCCAAAGGGCCUGUGAGGAUCGAUGAGAUUAGUUCUGACUAUGCCAUCAUCUCAUGGGAGCCACCCGAAUAUACAGGUGGCUGUCAGCUAGACAACUACGUAGUUGAGAAACGGGAAACUACAAGCACAGAUUGGCAGAUUGUGUCAGCAACAACGGUGAGAACCACAAUCAAGGUUACCAAGCUGAAGACAGGAAGUGAAUACCAAUUCAGACUGUUUGCGGAAAAUAGGUAUGGAAAAAGUUCUGCAAUCACCUCUCCAGCUGUAAUGGCACAAUAUCCAUUCAGUGUGCCUGCUGCUCCUGGUACCCCCUGGGUGUCUACUGUGACAAAAUACAGCAUGGUGGUUGAGUGGGAGCCUCCAGUCAAAGACGGAGGCAGCCCCAUCACUGGGUAUCACCUUGAACGUAAAGAGAAGAACAGUAUUUUAUGGACCAAACUAAACAAGUUUGUUAUAACUGAUACUCGCUUCAAAACAAGCGGCUUGGAGGAAGGCAUUGAGUAUGAAUUCAGAGUCUUUGCUGAAAAUAUUGCUGGACUCAGUCCGUCUAGUAAAACAUCUGAAUGCUAUGUGGCAAGAGACCGCUGUGAUCCCCCUGGUAGACCUGAAGCUGUCGUUGUAACCAGAGAGACCAUUACACUCCAAUGGGAAAAACCCAAGUAUGAUGGUGGAAGUAGUAUUACAGGGUAUGUUGUUGAAAAGAAGGAGCUCCCAGAUGGCAGAUGGAUGAAGGCAAAUUUCACUAAUGUUAUUGAGAAUCUAUUCCCGGUCACAGGGCUGACAGAGGGGCAAAGGUAUGAGUUUAGGGUAACCGCGAAGAAUGGUGCUGGUGUUUGGAGUACACCCUCUGAAGGUGUAAUCAUCCUGGCUCAAGAUGUGAUUGAAGCACCCACUGCUGUCAUUGACCCUAAGUACAAGAUUACUACUGCUGUUCAGUCUGGGGAGACGUUUAUUAUUGAUGCCGAUUACUUUGGGAAACCUCUUCCAGAAGUGAUAUGGAUGAAAGACGGAAGGGAGAUUGACAAAGUUACACCAAGAAUGGAGUUCAAAAACACCCUCACCCAUACAACGCUCACUGUCAGGGACUGCACACGUGUAGAUGGAGGACGCUUUGUGUUAAGCCUCACCAACAUUGGUGGAAGUAUAUCUAUUCCAGUUAAUGUGAAAGUAUUAGACAGACCUGGUCCUCCUGAUGGAGAUCUAAAGGUGAAAGUUGUGAGUGCAGAGAAGUGUCAUCUUCACUGGAACCCUCCUCUAAAUGAUGGUGGUGCCCCUGUCACCCACUUUGUUAUUGAAAAAAGGGAGACCAGCCGUGUUACAUGGACAGGGGUAGAUUCUAACAUUGAAGCCAUGAGUUACAAAGUGUCAAAACUGGGGCCUGGCAAAGAAUACAUAUUCAGAAUUGCUGCCGUGAAUAGAUUUGGUGUUGGUGACUUUCUUGAAUCAGAGCCCUUCAUUGCACAAAAUCCUUUCACAACACCUAGCGCGCCGUCUACUCCUACAGCCGGUGCUGUGACUGAUGACUCUGUACUGCUAACAUGGGAAAGGCCUGAGAGUGAUGGGGGCUCAGAAAUUGAUGGCUACAUCCUGGAGAAAUGUGACAAAGAUGGUAUCAGAUGGACGAAAUGCAACAAACGAAGGCUUAAUGAUUUGCGAUUCCGAUGCACAGGGCUCACAAAUGGACAUUAUUAUCAGUUUAGAGUCCUUGCAGAAAAUGCAGCUGGUGUGGGAGCACCCAGUGAACCGAGUGAGUAUAUAAAAGUAUGUGAAGCUGUUUACCCCCCUGGUCCACCCACCAACCCCAAAGUGACAGACUACUCCAGUAGUACCACGUCAUUGACUUGGUCAAAACCCAUCUAUGAUGGUGGAGCAGCCAUCUGUGGAUUUGUAGUUGAGAUGAAAGGAGCCACACAAGAUGAAUGGAUUACAUGCACACCUAGCACAGGUGUAAAAGACACAAACUACACCGUCAAAGGACUAACGGAAAAUGCAGAGUACAGUUUUCGUAUACGUGCAAUAAAUGGGGCUGGAGUCGGAGAACAUGUGGAUCUGCCUGGAUCUGUGAUACCGACUGAGAAAGUUGAGGCACCUGAGAUUGAGCUGGAAAGUUCCUUAAGGAAAAUCAUUAAUGUUAGAGCCUGCUCAACCCUACGUCUCUUUGUCACCAUCAGGGGAAGGCCAGACCCAAUAGUUAAAUGGUCAAAGGAAGGUGGCUGUCUAAGUGAGGGUGCCCAAAUUGAGGUAACAAGCUCCUAUACCGUCUUACUGAUAGAAAAUGUUAACAGAAAUGAUUGUGGAAAGUAUGUGUUGACUGCUGAGAACUGUAGUGGCUCCAAAUCAGCAUUCAUCAAUGUUAGAGUGAUGGAUUCUCCCAGUGCACCAACAAAUUUAGAAGUAAAAGAUGUAAAGAGGGACUCUGUGUCCAUCUCCUGGGAAUCACCCCUUAUUGAUGGAGGAUCAAAUAUUUCACACUACAUUGUGGAAAAGCGAGAAGAGUCCAGGAAGGCAUUCACAAGCGUCUGUAGCAACUGUAUGAGGACUUCAUAUAAGAUUGAAAAUGUACAGGAAGGAUGCUUCUAUUACUUCCGUGUCCUGGCUGUAAAUGAGUUUGGCACUGGAGUACCAGUAGAGACCAUGGAGCCUGUCAAAGUCUCUGAGGCUCCCCCACCUCCUGGUAAAAUCACACUUUGUAAUGUCACUUCCAAUAAUGCAAGACUUACUUGGGAGAAGCCUGCUCAUGAUGGAGGAAGCAAAAUCUCACGUUACAUUGUAGAAAUGCAAGCCAAGGGUGAUGAAACAUGGACAAAAUAUUCAGAGAGUAAGGUACUGGAGAUGACUAUUGAUGGGCUGACUAAAGGAAAUGAGUAUUUCUUCAGAGUGAGUGCUGUCAAUGAAAAAGGGAAGAGUGAACCAAAGUCCCUGUUGGCACCUGUUAUAGUUAUGGAUACAAGUUCGGAGCCUGUCAUUACUCUUCUGUCCAACACGUUCAGUGUGAAGGCAGGGAAUGAUUUGAAGAUUGAUGUUCCAGUCAAGGGUCUGCCACUACCUACAGUAGUUUGGAAAAAAGAGGGUAAACUACUGAAAGAGACAAGCAGGGUAAAUGUACAGACAUCUGACUCAGUAUCUCAACUGACUGUCAAGGAUGCAGCCAGGACUGAUAUCGGCGUGUAUGAAGUGACUAUGACCAACUCUGUUGGAACGGCAUCAGCUGAAAUCUUUGUGAAUGUUUUUGAAAGACCUGGACCACCAACUGACCUCAGUGUGGAUGAUUUGAGUGCUGACUUUGUCUCUCUGUCAUGGCAACCCCCACUUCACACUGGGGGGUGUGAAAUCACUAAUUAUGUUGUAGAGAAAAGAGAUACAAGCAGCAUAAUAUGGCAUACUGUUUCAGCUACAGUGGCAAGAUUAUCCAUCAAAAUCAACCGAUUGACCCAGGGCACUGAAUAUCAGUUUCGUGUUGCUGCAGAGAAUCGUUAUGGGAAGAGCCAGUUUGUGGAAACCGAAUCCGUUGUUGCCCAGUAUCCUUUCAAACCACCUUUUCCACCAACAAAUGUUUAUAUUAUACAGGCCUCAAAGUCUGCAGUGGUCAUUACGUGGAGCAAACCAGAAAGUGAUGGUGGGAGCCCUAUUGUGGGUUAUCAUAUUGAAAGCAAAGAUCAAAGCAGUAUUUUGUGGACAAAACUAAACAGAAACCCGGUGACAGAGAACCAAUACAAGGUUACAAGUGUUGAACAGGGUCUGAUAUAUGAGUUCCGGGUCUGUGCUGAGAAUAUGGCAGGUGUUGGACCAUGGAGCAAUCCGUCUGAACCUGUAGCAGCAAGGGACCAGUGUGACCCCCCGGGCAACCUCACAGUCACCAAUAUAACUAAUACUUCGGUUUCACUCUCAUGGGUAAAACCAGAAUAUGAUGGCGGAGCCAAAAUAACUGGGUACAUUGUUGAGCGCAAAGAACUACCAGAUAGCUGCUGGCUGAAGUGCAACUUCACAAAUUUACAGGACACCUUCUUGGAAGUGACCUGCCUCACGGAGGGUGAACAGUAUGACUUUCGUGUUGUAGCAAAGAAUGCAGCUGAGCUCUUAAGUGCACCUUCUGAAACCACUGGACUGGUUACAGUGCAACAUGAUGUGGAGCCGCCCAAAAUGAUCAUGGAUGACAAGUUUAGACAGGUUUUGGUUGUCAAAGCAGGAGACCUCAUUAAAAUAGAUGCUUCCAUCUCAGGCCGCCCUAACCCAACAGUUUUUUGGUCAAAAAAUGGAAGAAAUAUUGGCAGCAAGGGAAGGGUUGAGAUAACUGCAGCAAAAGCAUGCACCUCCCUUGUUAUCAGAGAGACUGUUAGGAAAGACUCUGGACAGUAUACUCUGACCCUGCAGAACACAGGUGGUACAAUAUCUAAGUGUGUCACCUGUAAGGUGCUGGACAGGCCAGGUCCUCCUGGUGGACCUCUGGAAGUGUCUGGGCUGUCAGCAGAAAAAUGCACCCUGUCCUGGGGAGCUCCUCAUGAGACAGGUGGUUCUGAGAUCAUGUACUACAUUGUUGAGAAGUGUGAAACAAGUCGUGUUGCCUGGACCCUUGUGUAUGGGGAUAUACUGACAACUACUUGUAAGAUAACGAAGCUGGUCAGAGGAAAUGAAUACCUUUUUAGGGUGAAGGCAGUGAACAAAUAUGGGGAGGGUGAGAUUUUGGAAAGUGAACCAAUCAAGGCGCUAGAUCCCUACACAUCCCCCUCUCCUCCCACAGAUGUUGAGGUUACAAGUGCUACCAGUGACGCCAUGACUAUCUGUUGGAAGAGGCCUGCUUCUGAUGGUGGCAGUCGCAUCAGUGGUUACAUUGUAGAGAAAAGGGAGAAGCAGGGUGUCCGUUGGGUCAGGGUCAAUAAAAAAACAGUCUAUGACCUCCGAGUCAAAGCCUCCUGCUUGCAUGAGGGAUGCGAGUAUGAAUUCAGAGUUUUCGCUGAAAAUGCUGGUGGUCUAAGUGAACCCAGUCCACCAUGCCCCCUAACGCUGGCUGAGGAUCCAAAAUUUCUACCGUCUCCUCCAGCAAAGCCAUCUGUAAAUGAUUCAACUCGGUCUUCCAUCACUCUGACAUGGAACAAGCCACUGUUUGAUGGUGGAGCACCAGUUACAGGUUACAAAGUUGAAUUAAAAAAAUUACCCGCGGGAGACUGGACAAUUGGUGUUCAUAACACAGAUAAGACAGAGUUUACAGUAAAUGGACUCAUAACAGGGGCAGAGUAUGUCUUCAGAGUGAUCUCCAUGAAUAAGGUCGGUAUCAGUGAGCCCAGCCCUGAAACUGAUCCUGAAGUUGCCAUGGAGAGAGAGGAGAAGCCAAGGUUUGACAUUUCCCCUGAGAUGAGGAAGACCCUGCUUGUUAAAGAUAACAGCUCCUUUACUUUGACCGUGCCUUUUGCAGGCAAACCCACUCCCACUGUGUCAUGGGAGAAAGCAGACGUAGACCUUAGGGUCCGAGGAAUUAUCAACACUAGCAGGACUGUCAGCUCCAUCACAGUGGAGCAAGCAACACGUGAUGAUUCUGGAAAAUACACAAUUAAACUGCAAAAUGAUGCUGGAUCUGCAUCUUUAACCCUAAAUGUGAGGGUUUUGGAUUCACCUGGUCCCCCCUCUCACAUAACUGUCAAAGAUGUGACCAAGAACUCUGCCACGGUCACCUGGGACAUCCCAGAGAACGAGGGAGGAGCCGCGGUGAAGCACUAUCUUGUUGACAUACGUGACAUCAGCAGAAAGGGGUGGACAAGGCUCACGGACAAAUGCCGCCGGUCCUCCUACAAGGUGUCUGACCUGGAAGAGGGAAGAAUCUACUUCUUUAGAGUCACUGGUGUAAAUGAAUAUGGCACUGGGGUUCCAGCCGAGACCCAAGAGGGGGCCAAAAUGACAGAUACAACAGACUGGGAGACGAACCAAGGAGCCUAGGCUGUUUCCUUGUCAUUAUUGCAAGAACCAUCAUCUAUUUUUUUGAGAAGAUCACUUCUGAUCUGCAAUGCCUUUGUUGUUUCUCCUUUGAAGUGUUAAUUUAGUUCUAAAUAUUUGUGGAUUAAGUUAAACGUAUUGUGUUAUUAAAUGUAUUUUCUCAGUCAGUGAAAGAUUUGUGAUAUUGUGUUUGAUAACUAAAUAAAAAGCCUCUAUAUUAUCAAGUUAUUACAGCAAACUUUUUAAAUGCUGAUUCUAGAGACCAUACAGUAAUUAAGAUUUUUAUAGCAUCAGAAUGAACCAGUUGCACUGUUUUCUUUCAAAUGACAAUAAAAUUCAAAGAUAUUCAUCUGAAAAUGUAU